UCUGCCGUUUCGUCGGCAUCCGUGCUCUAUCAUCUCCUUUCCAUCCUCUUCUCGCCCCAAAUUAGCAGAGAAGCCGCCCGCCCGCGCCUGGAGCUCGCGCCGCCCGCUCGCUCGCCUCCCUCCGCUGAGCUAGAGGCUGCCCCACCGACGCCGUAUCCGACGCCGCCGGGGGCGGGUGGUCGGCGUGACCGCCGCGCUCCUCGCCGUGAGCUGUAAGAUCUGAGCUAGCUGCUGCUGUGUAGGGUCUUGCAGGGUUAGGGUUACCUGGUUUGGUUGGGUGCUGAGGCGGGCGUCCAUGGGCGGGUCCAAGUUUGGGUCGUUCAAGUCGGAGAAUAAGGGGGACUCGGCGGCGGUCGGGGCGGUGGUGGCGCAGAGGAGGGACCCGUACGAGGUGCUGGGGGUGGGCCGCAAUGCUACGGAGCAGGAGAUCAAGAGCGCCUUCCGCCGCAUGGCCCUCAAAUACCAUCCUGAUAAGAAUGCAGAUGACCCCGUUGCCUCAGAGAAGUUCCAAGAAGCCACAUUCUCUUACAACAUCCUGUCAGAUCCAGAUAAAAGGCGUCAAUACGAUACCUCGGGAUUCGAGGCCAUCGAAGCAGAUAGCCAUGAACUGGAGCUGGACCUAUCAAGUCUCAAUACUGUAAAUACAAUGUUUGCUGCUCUGUUUAGCAAGCUAGGAGUACCAAUCAAGACCACUGUUUCAGCAACAGUUUUAGAGGAGGCAUUGAAUGGCUCAAUUGAGAUUUCUCAGCUUCAUCUGGGCAAAUCUCAAUGUAGGAAGGUGGAAAAACAAUCUGCUCAUUUUUAUUCAGUGGACAUAACAGACGAAGAAGCCAGAUUGGGGUUAGUAUGUAGAGUACGUUCAACCGCUAAAAGUAAAUUCAAGUUGCUCUAUUUUGAACCUGAAGAGAACGGUGGGUUAAGUCUUGCUUUGCAGGAAGAUAGCGCAAAGACCGGAAAAGUUACUUCUGCUGGGAUGUUUUUUCUUGGCUUUCCAGUGUAUCGUUUUGAACAAAACCAUUCUGCUGCUGCUGCAAAGGAUCCCGAUAGUGCAUUCUUUAAGAGAUUGGAUGGCUUUCAACCAUGUGAAGUUAAUGAGCUGAAAGCAGGGACCCAUUAUUUUGCUGUUUAUGGCGAUAAUUUCUUCAAAAGUGCAACCUAUACCUUAGAGGUUGUAUGUGCUAAACCCUUUUCCGAUGAAAAGGAGAAGCUCCGAAACGUUGAAGCAAAGAUACUUGCAAAACGAUCGGAGCUGUCCAAAUUUGAGUCCGAAUACAGGGAGGUUUUAGCAAAGUUCACUGAGAUGACCAGCAGAUAUGCUCAAGAAAUGCAGACGAUUGAUGAGCUUCUUAAUGAAAGGAAUGCAAUUCAUGCAUCCUACACCAACAGCCCAAGUCUACAGCGGAGUUCCAGUGGCGGCAAAGGGAAAACAUCCCCAAAAGGGUCCAAAACCGGUGUUGACCAAGCUGUGAAGAAAGGGAAGAAAUCAAAUGGUCGGUCCAUGGAGGCAUCGGUAAGCGACGAAGAGGGCCCGAAAAAGGAAAAAAAACCAAAAGAGCGGCUUCGUAGGAAGAAAUGGUUCAACGUUCAUUUGAAAGUGGACAAGAGGAGACCCUGUUGAGAAAUGUAAAGUAUUGUAUGUGUGUAUUAUCUUGUUCUGACGAUGGCACUCGGGGUAUUCACCCUUUCCUGUCUUCUGCUCCUGUUUCUAGGCACUCCCUACAACCUAGUGCUACCAGGAAAUAGCAGGGAUCUUGUUUUGACCUCCGGAAAGAUAAGCCCUCGCUAUUAUCUUUUCUCCCUUGUGCUGUACCGAUUUUUUUCCUGGAAAGUCAGGAACCUCAGAAGUUUUAGAAAUGUUGUAAAGAUUAAUGUAUGUGUAGCAUUUUUUGGGGUCCCUUAA
Molecule: messenger RNA, 1900 nt
Organism: Brachypodium distachyon (stiff brome)
Lineage: Eukaryota; Viridiplantae; Streptophyta; Magnoliopsida; Poales; Poaceae
Product: chaperone protein dnaJ 16
Exons: 11
Coding region: 296-1618 (440 amino acids)
Source: RefSeq, a predicted model, not a curated record